GUCCUCUAUCUCUCUCUUUCUCAUCACCUAUUUAUUAAUCUCAAUAUUCUAAGCUAUUAUAAAUACCAUAUCUUUCCAUUCAAGAAACUCACUUCUCUCAUAAUCUCAAAAUCAAACUUCAAAACCAAAUCAAUACCUCAAAAACUCCAAUCCUCAUUCAGCCUCAAUUCUUGCAAUAUUUCUUCCAAUGGGUCACAUUAGCACAACACAACUAGUUCUCUUAUUGAUUCUCUUCUCUUCCCUUUGUUCAUCACUAGAAGCAAGAAAACUUCAUCUUGGUUCAAGCAAACACAAGAAAAUUCACCCACCUCCAACUCCAAGGGACAGCUUAUUUCUGAGUUCCCUCCCUAAGGGUAAGAUACCUUAUUCAGCACCAAGCAAGAGAGGUAACUCUAUUGAAGUUGAUGAAAAGCUCGUUGCGCGUCAUCUCAUAAGCACUGAUGAAUCUGAAGUUCGGAUUCUUCUUCGAUCUGUUCCUAGUCCUGGUGCUGGCCAUUGAUUAUUUCUUCUUCAUAUACCAUACAAGAUUAUUUUUUUAUUAUUUUAAAUUUUUGUGAUAUUUUUUAGAUUAUUUUAUAUUGGUGAAGGAAUUAGUCACAAGAUAUAUUAUAUAUGGAUUAGGGAUAGUUGAGUUGUAUAAA
Messenger RNA from Trifolium pratense (red clover), 641 nucleotides. Its product is annotated as precursor of CEP14-like. The transcript has a single exon. The coding region runs from base 188 to 499 and encodes 103 amino acids. NCBI's taxonomy places the organism in Eukaryota, Viridiplantae, Streptophyta, Magnoliopsida, Fabales, Fabaceae. The record is from RefSeq and is a predicted model, not a curated record. Gene Ontology annotation, biological process: cellular response to nitrogen starvation; response to osmotic stress.